AUGGCCUCCAAUAUUCCCAACAAUACCUCUGCCGGUCCAAAUGCUGCUACUACUGCUGCUAAUACCAACAUCGCCAGCAACGCCAACCAAACCUACUUGAACGUAAACUCGGUUUUGAUGAAUCCAUCUCUUUCCACCGGCGUUCAAUCAAUAAUGAGCGAAUACUCAACAACUUCAACUAUUUCGCCCAAGUCAAAUGCUAAUAGUAGCACCAAUUUAAACCAAUUCUUUCAAAAAAAGACUUCUUUUAAUUUUGAUUCAAAAGAUCAAAGAGAUUUAAACACCUCUCAGCUAAUUGAUCAAAACUCUUCCCAACAAAAUAACUCAACAAUCUCAAAAGAUAACACUAGUACUAGUAACUCUACUACUAGUAACUCUACUACAAAAAAAUUAAAUCUAUUCAAAAAAUCUAAAAAACACAAAUUCAGAUUAUUUUCCUCAAGUGAAAAGAGAUCAAACUCGAACACUUCCUUAAAUUCAAUCAAUCAAUCUACUAAUAAUAUCAACAACACUAAUACUAUUAAUAAUAACAUUCUAUCUCCGAAAAUUAGUACCUCAAGUCAACAUUCAAUCCAAUCUACAAAAAAGAAAUCAUUUUUCU
Ascoidea rubescens DSM 1968 is the source of this 601-nucleotide messenger RNA. RefSeq lists its product as uncharacterized. Lineage: Eukaryota; Fungi; Ascomycota; Saccharomycetes; Ascoideales; Ascoideaceae. The annotation marks the transcript as partial. The transcript has a single exon. The record is from RefSeq and is a predicted model, not a curated record.